GUCGUUGAGGUAAGCCAGUUUUAUUCAUGCAACUAAUUUGUGUUGCAGAAACAGUUCAAUCAGCUGUUCGUACUCAAGGCCGCGUUUCUAUUCUCUCUUGUGUUUAUUCGCGUUUCCCCUCUGUUUUCAGCGCGGAUGCAGGACAAAGGCCUCGAGAUAAUGCCUGAUGCUACCAAGUCCAAGAAGAAGAAGAGUGGAGGAAGUGCAAAGAGUGAUGGGUCAUCACCGGGUCGACAGGGCACUGCCCCAGCAACUCCGGUUAAAAAAGCGCUGCCGGCCGUGACGCACGAGUGGCGUGACGCCGGCAGCGAGGUGCGCGUCACGCUGGUGACGGGCCCGCUGGCCGGCGCCGGCCGCGUGCAGCUGGACUGCUCGGAGCGCCGGGUUCAGGUCCGGCUGCCGGACGGGCGCACCUGGUCCAGUCGGCUGUUCGCGGCCGUGCUGCCGGACGGAUCGGAGCACCAGCAGCGGCCCGGCGGACGGAUCCUGGUCAAACUUCUCAAACACGACCCCAGCCUCACCUGGCCCAGCCUCGAGCCGAUGAAGAUACCUCGUGUGAAGUCAUCACCUCCUACCAAAGAGACACCUCCUACCAAGGAGAUGAAGGAAAAGACUAACACCGAAAAGAUCGAGGAGACUGCCGGCCGCACCUCGGAGCGGCCGGGCUCUCCGGCCCCUAACGGUGCCCUGCCGGGGCCGAGUGACGCCCCACCGGGGCCAGAUGACGCCCCGCUGGGGCCGGACGGCAAACCAGGAGCGUCGCCCCCACCCCCCGCUGUCGUGGAGCCCGUGCUCCUGGAUAACCUGAAGCAUGACACGUUCGAGACAGACGCCGAUAUCCGUGUCUCGGUCUACCUCAGACAUAUCAAGAAAGAAACGCUCGCCAUCAGUUACGACUCAGACAGCUUCAGCAUGGUUUUCGGCACCAGUGACCGCCGGUUUCUGGCGGCUCGCGGCCAGCUGGACGAGUGCUUCCUGUUCCGCUGGACGGUGCCGCUCAAGGGCCGCGUGCUGCCAGAUCUGUGCUGCCAUAAGGUGACCAACUCUGCAGUGGAACUCCGUCUGGUGAAGGCUAUACCGGGCCGAUGGAACGCGCUACGGCCGCCGGCGCCGCCGCCCGCGCCAGUGCCGGCCGCGGCCGCCGCGUCGCGUCGCUCGCCGUCGCGGCUCUCCGAGAGCGCUGCCGUGCCGGAUCCUGCCGGCGGCGGCGACCGUCCCGACCCUCCAACCAAGCUCGUUCGGCCGCCGUCGCCGCUGCCCAUCGCGCUGCCCCCGCCGCCGCCGCCGCCCGUCCUGGCACCCCUGGAGCGCGGCUUCACCGGUCUGGAUAACAUCGGCAACACGUGCUUCCUGAACUCGGUGAUCCAGUGUCUGGCCAACACCCGCGAGCUGCGUGACUACUUCGCAGACUCGCUGUUCCAGGCGGAUAUCAACCAGCACAACCCGCUGGGCAUGAAGGGACAGCUGGCACUGGCGUUCGCCGUGCUGAUGCGCGUGCUCUGGUCGGGCGAGCACCGCUCCUACAACCCGCACAAGCUGAAGGCGCUGGUGGCCAAGCGGUUCACCCAGUUCACCGGGUUCGCGCAGCAUGACGCCCAGGAGUUCAUGGCCUUCCUGCUGGACGGACUGCAUGAGGACCUGAACCGCGUGGUGGAGAAGCCGUACACCCAGACGGAGGAGGCGGGCGACCGUCCAGACGACGAGGUGGCGCGCGAGGCCUGGUACCGUUACCGACUCCGGGAUGACUCGGUCAUCGUCGACCUGUUCCAGGGACAGUACAAGUCCAAACUGGUCUGCCCCGACUGUGGAAAGGUGUCGGUGACGUUCGACCCGUUCCUGUACCUGUCGGUGCCGCUGCCGAAGAAGAAGCGACCCGUCUGCGUGACGUUCUUCAGGGCCGACCACACCGUCCGUCCGAUCACUUACACCCUGUACGUGUCGGCGGACGGGCUGGCCGAUGAAAUCAUGGAAAAACUGGCGGAGAAGACGGGCGUUGCCUCCAGGCUCAUCAAACUCAUCGACGAACGCAAACACAAAGUACAGAAGGUGUACACGCGCGGUAUGUCAGCGGGCACCAUCGGGCGCGGCUCGCACCUGCUCGCCUUCGAACAGCUCGACCCGGCCCGCAUCGGAGAGCCCGUCCUGGAGCUGCUCGUCAUACAGCGUCUGCAGUACCCGAGCGCGGCGCGCGUCUGCUCCAGCUGCAAGAAGGAGCCGACUGCUGACGAGAAGCUGCGCCGGUGCACGCGCUGCUACCGGACCAGCUACUGCGACAGCCACUGUCAGAAGGACCACUGGCCGCACCACCGCGAGCUGUGCCGACCCUGGCCGCCUGAGCCGGUCGGCUGUCCGUUCCUUGUCAGCCUGCCGCGCUCCCGGGCCACCUACACGGAGGUCUGCAGGGCCAUGGAGGCCUUCUCCAGGUACUCUGUGAACGUGUUCUGCGUUCCGGUGACGGCCGACCGGGAGCGAAGGGACUCUGUGAGCUCCGGCACCAGCUCCGACAGCGGAAAGUGCACUGACACGGAGGAGACCGUCACUGAAAAGGAGGUCAGCUCCAGUGACUCCACCGACUGCCGGGAGGCGCCCUCCUCGUCAGGUAUGACGGGCGACCAGCAGCUGUUUGUGAUCCGCUCGGUGGACCAGCAGGGCGAGAACGUCGUCUCCUCAGACAGCGGACGGAUACAGGACAACGGUGACGAGCCGCUGGACCUGCGCGGCCCCUGCACGGUGGCCAUGGACUGGAAGACGGCGCGCCGCCGCUGGCAGCCCUGCUGUCUGGUGGACGACAAAGAGCUGGAGUCUGACCCGGACCCGCACCCGGAGCCGGAGCCGACCGGCCGGAUCGGCCUGCACCAGUGUCUGCGGCUGUUCACCGAGCCGGAGCGGCUCUCCCCGGGCGAGGCCUGGUACUGUCCCAGGUGUAAGGCGCACCGUGAGGCCGAGAAGCAGCUCAGCCUGUGGCGGCUGCCCCUGAACCUCAUCAUCCAGCUGAAGAGGUUCUCCUUCAAGGAGUCCUUCUACGGCCGCGACAAGAUCGACAGGAUGGUCGAGUUCCCCGUCCGGGACCUGAACCUGCGCCAGUACCUGACCGAGGAACCAGACGAUGGCCGGGUGCUGUACGACCUGUACGGCGUCAUCAACCACCACGGCGGCAUCCUGGGCGGCCACUACACGGCGUUCGCCCGCUGCGUGGACCCGCUGCGGCCAGAGAACGCCGAGCUCGGCUGGCGCCGGUUCGACGACGCCCGCGUUGUGCGUAUGAAGGAGGAAGAAGUGAUGACCAGCGAGGCCUACCUGCUCUUCUACCGACGGCGCAUCCCGUACGCCGCCCCCGAGAGGGCCACGGACGCUGAGGAAAUAGACUGAGACGGGCCGACCGAGAGUCUGUCCCGACCUCCGGGACAGGCUCGGAAAUAGGUACAAAUGGGGCGAGCGUGCCCCGCAGCGCCGGGCGAGUGCGCCCCGCCGGCUGGGUGCGGAGUCUGCCGCCGACGGGAAGCCGGUGACGUUAGGAUAGUGGACUGCAUAGUCUCGAGGGUGGGGUGGUAACCUGACUGACCGUUCCGCGCGGCAGUGGACCGGGGGCUGGCUUGCUGCCUUGAGAAGUCGGUCGAGACAGUCCUCUACGGGUCACCCCGGAGUGCGCUAAUAGCCGCCGGUCGGCUGGAGCGCCGCCCACUAGGACGUAUAAUUCGUCAGAGAAAGACAUGAAUCGCCGCAAGUGUAACCGCAUAUUGUGUACCCACCCGCGUGGUUGUGCCUCUCCUUGUACGCUUAGAUCGCUCCAGCAAUGCGUCCAGCAAUGACGGGAUAGACUGUUCUUUCUAUCCAAGAACAGUCUGCUUACCAAUGUCCGCGCUAGCAGAGGGUACAUGCUAUGGUUUCCAUCUUACGACAGGACAGAUUGGCUUUAGUUUGUGUUUGAUCUCAGACUGGGGGCAGCCGGCACUGAGCUGGACACAGGACUGCGUUGGUGCUGUAUAACCACUCAGGGUUAUCACAGCUAAUCCUGCUGACAUGUAUGAUCCUCACAGUUCUGUGUGCUUUGACAGCAUUGACAGCGAGCGCCUGACAGUGCACAGACGGCAUAAAUAGAACUCAAUGCAAUAUGUGCGUGUAUGGAGUAUGGGAUGUGCUGGCGCCAGAGGUCAGCGAUGUGCUGCAGCUGAGACAUACCUCCGGUUUUCUGGAGAAUAGCCCAACUCGGCGCUAACAGCCUGUGUAUCAAUGUGUGUGUCAGGGUGAAUGUAUGUGGACGAGAGACGUUUAGCUGCAUGAGCGCUUUGUAAAUAUGUCAUUCAACUGACUGUGAAUGUUUGGACUAGAGCAGUUACCCCAGUGAGUGCCCCGCUUCAACUGAGAAGUCGAAGUCAAGGACAUCCGAAAUCACCUGUUUCAUUGCUUGUCGUCGGACUGGGUACCAUUCUCAUGUGUAUCCGACAUUCGAAUGCAAUCAAGCUGGGAAUUGUGUGCCUGUUCAUUCGUUACCUCAUUUCACUUGCAUAUCCCAGUGUCAGAUGUAUACCGCGAUUCUGACUCCAUACCGAUCACUGGUCGCUUGCGUUCAACGGAGGUCCUGUGUCGAACAAUGGGGUGCUAGGCGGUGUUACCUCUCACAGGAUUGCCUGUGCUGUCCGAGUAGACUGUGCCGACCCCCUCCACUCCCGGCUGCUGUACCCGGGGCCUGUGCUGCGACACCUCCAAACAUGUGAUUGGCGUGGACCAGGGCCCCUCCGUGCGAGCGGGCAGGCGCCACUGGUCGUUUUCAUGCGCGAUGUAUUCAUACCUACGUGAUGUGUGUAUGCUGUACCGCGCAUGAUCGCCCUAUGAUAAUACAGAACUUGCCGUUCCUUUA
Messenger RNA from Amphibalanus amphitrite, 4858 nucleotides. RefSeq names its product ubiquitin carboxyl-terminal hydrolase 19-like. Gene Ontology annotation, molecular function: cysteine-type deubiquitinase activity. Gene Ontology annotation, biological process: protein deubiquitination. The coding region runs from base 136 to 3369 and encodes 1077 amino acids. Lineage: Eukaryota; Metazoa; Arthropoda; Thecostraca; Balanomorpha; Balanidae. The record is from RefSeq and is a predicted model, not a curated record. The transcript has 20 exons.